This is a messenger RNA of Branchiostoma floridae (Florida lancelet), 2511 nucleotides long. RefSeq lists its product as uncharacterized. The transcript is spliced from 2 exons. Bases 1346 to 1804 code for a protein of 152 amino acids. The record is from RefSeq and is a predicted model, not a curated record. Lineage: Eukaryota; Metazoa; Chordata; Leptocardii; Amphioxiformes; Branchiostomatidae.
ACAGUAAUUGUGUUUGCUUUUUUUCUAGUUGAAAACUUACGAUUCUUUAUGUUUUGUAUGAGCCCUCAUCAUGGGUUGGGGGGUUGUUCUCCUAUGAUGCCACAAGCAAAACACAACCAUGGGCCACCCUACAAGGCAUGGUGUUAUCAGGGGUUGUCAGAUGCAUUUCCUCAUACUCAUAACCAUUGUACUCCAAGGUAAAAAUUGGCCCACAUUUUUGUUGAUCAUGCACUUUUUCAGUCCAAAGUAAUUCAAUAAUACCUGAGAACCAACAAGUAAGACUGAUCUAAACAAAAGCAUAAGGUGUCAAUGUGUCAUCUUUAUUUGGCAGCUUGGCUCCUUAAGAGCGGCAUUGUCAAUUUUCACAUGCCAGCACAACUACAAAGGCACCAAAAGACUUUAAAUACCGGUAGUACAAAUGAGAAAACUAUUGAAAGCUUGAAUAACACCAAAUCAUCAUAACUGACAGAAAAGGGAAACAACUGGCCUUGCCAUGAUGAAAGAUACACUACAGUUGUUAUAAAUGUUGACAGAUCAGAGUGAAAAGCAAUCAUCAGUAAACUUUACAUCAAAAACCUUAUCAUCACCAUUAAUGAGGAUGUCCCUAUGGGAAAGUCCUUUCGGUCAUGGCAGCGUAAAAGGCCAGAAAUCCACAAUUAUUCACAUACUUCUGAGGUGAAUAACGUUGUUGUUGGGGUUCAAGUCACGGAACCAGGUAAGCACGACAAAUAAAUAAAUCUACUAACGUCCUCGGAAAAGCAAAGGAACAUUAAGUCUUUACUAUGUAUUGACUACCAUGACACGUUUGCUAUUGAUGUCACCGCUGACCAAACGCACCCCCCCCAUUGAACUCAUUGUAUUACAUUCUGUAUCCAUUAAAUGACUUGCCAAUGCGAUGAAGUUUCUUACAGUGUGAACGCUGUUCAUGUGAAUAAACCUUCAUUGAUGCCAGAUAAGCACAACAAAUAGCCUCAUCAGAGCAUAAUGUCAAUAAUGACAGGGUUUUACUAGAGGGUCAAUGAUAUUUUCGUUUUGGCCAACAGAAACUUGAUCAUCGCCUGAAGGCUUUGAAGGCGAAGAAAUCAUAUAACAGGGAUUCCGUGCCUUCAAAACUAGCCAUACAGAAGAUUGCCUCUGAAGGACGACAGUCCAGAUCCACCAAGGGAGGCCUCUCCCUCGCGGAGAUAGCCAAACGCCAAAGAGCAUCGACAGAAGGACGUGACGUACCGGGCUACCUGCAGGUAGUUAUGACGUCUCCUUCCGCCAUAAUGCUGUGGUCUCAAGAGACCAUCAAGAUUUAUCACGGCAGAGGAAAGUACGACAUCGUCUACUUGGACGCCGGCAAAUGUCAGAGCGAAAGGAUGGAGGGAAGCCCUACUACGCGUACGAGCUGGUUGUCCGAUAUCCAAAGAAAGGACGAAUGCCGAUGCCCUGCGCGACACUUGUGACAAACAACCACAGUGUACCCCACAUCACAUUCUUUCUACAAUCAUUCCGUUAUGCCGAAUCAAAAGUGUACCAUCACAAUACCAAGGUCAACCCCCGAUUGAUCAUGGCCGACAGGAGAAUGGCGCUCAUCAUCUCCCCGUUGAAUGUGUACUGCACUGAAACACUCCAGCGUUUUCUGGACCGAUGUUACAGGAUUGUAACUGGGGUGGCCAAAGCAGAAGACAUUGAGAUGACCAUCAACCACACCUGCGCCUCCCAUUCGAUGAAAAAUGCCAAGAUAGCUGUCAACAAGCACUACAAGUCAAAGAAGAAGUUCGGCAUGUACGUCAUGGUUCUUCUGUUGAGAACGCAGUGACUUACGCAGCUGGAUAACAUUGUUCGACAUCUGGUAAUCCUCCUGUAUUCACAACAAAAUACUGAGGGAGUGAAGCGAAGCUGGAAGUUCCUGUCAGAAACCAUUGACUCAAAGGACGAGACGAUUGAAGAGUAUGAGGGGGGAAACGAGAAGACAUGUCUUCCGGAAGACGCAGAAAAUGAGGUAAGAGGACUUGAUUAUUACUAUGGGCGGUUGAUUAUAAUCUUUACUUCCAUAUUUCUAGAACAUCACAAAGGACAACAGAACACAAGGAACCAUGGAGCAAAGCCAAAAGGAACUGAAGCGUGUUCGCUGCAACAAGCGAAAAUUCACAUCCUUAGAGGCUUUCGCAGAUGCGUAUGAGGACGACCAUAAGAAACUGUGCCGCGAAUACUAUGACGGGUUGGAGGGAGGCAAGAUACAAAUGGAAAGAUCAUCGAUCGGGGUGAAGGUUAGUCUUCGAGAGGACUUACAAUUUUAACAGUAAGAUUAUCAUUAUGCGUGCUUGUUCUAAAGGAAUUAGAUAUAUUAUCUGUGAGUAAAGAACGCAUUAUCAUUAGUGAUGUAAUAAUGGGUUUAGGACUGGAACCACUGGUCAAGAGGAAUCUGAAUCUGAUCAUGAGUGCAAACCCCAAAACUCAAGCCGGACAAGGCCUGGAACCACUGGUCAAGAGGAAUCUGAAUCUGAUCAAAGUUACUUCUACCAU